Molecule: messenger RNA, 1462 nt
Organism: Daldinia decipiens
Lineage: Eukaryota; Fungi; Ascomycota; Sordariomycetes; Xylariales; Hypoxylaceae
Exons: 3
Coding region: 266-1063 (265 amino acids)
Source: RefSeq, a predicted model, not a curated record
UACAAGUUUAUUUAGAAGGGUCAGUCUAGAAUCCGGUCUCAGUUCGUAAUCGUGACGCGCUCUAACUAUCAACGACGUCAUAAUAUUGAAUAGAUGCCUCGUAGACCAACAACUUCUUCCAACCCAUUUCUAUGAUGAUAUCUGUGAAACAAACCUACCUAGGCCAAGCUAAUAAUCCCAAGUGGCGAGACAAUAAGCGGUAGACAUGAUGAACCAACUUCGCCGCACGUAAUAAUUGGUUUGGUCAAUAUAAAAACGAGGAGCCAUGCUUAAAAAGACUACCAUCUCCCACCGAGGUUUACUCAGACCCAUCAGUAGAAGAAGUCAUCUCGAAAAACCAACACGUCGACCAUACAUUUCAACAGCAUCUACUCAAACCUCACAUCAACGUGUUAGAAAUAUUGCCUUCAACCACCAACUCCCACGCAAGAUGUCGUCGUUCUCAAAUGCGGAUACCGGUGACAAGCCGUCUGGACCUUACUAUGAAAAGAACAUCGACAGGGAUGUAUCCCUAAAAGAGAAGGUUGAGAUUCUAAUCAAAUUCGUGUCGUCGUGCAAGUUCGGCAUGAUGACGACGCGAGACCCCUCGAACGGGAAGCUGGUUUCUCGAUGCAUGGCCGUCGCAGGCAAGGAAGGCGGUGAUAUCGACCUAGCCUUCACGACCAACACAGAAUCACACAAGACGGACGAAUUGAAUGCGGACAGGCACACGAAUAUCUCGUUCUACGACAACUCGGGCCAAUGGGCCUCGAUCGCGGGCGAGGCGAGCAUCGAGACAGACCGGGAGGUCGUGAAGAAGUACUACAGCCCGACGCUCAAGGCUUGGAUGGGAGAUCUAGGCGACGGCGUUCACGACGGAAGCGAGAACGACCCACGCAUUGCUGUGCUCAAAGUGAAAACCAGUUCCAUCACAUAUGCUAUCACAGACAAGACGGUAAUGGGCAGGGUUGCUGAGAUCGCCAAGGGCACCGUCACGGGCGAACCGGCUGGUAUUAAUAAGUUGAGAGAGAUUAGUGAGAGCGAGGUCCAGCAGUGGAGGGCCACUGCUUCAAGACAGGCUUAGGGUUGAGAUUAAGAAUGACGAAGUUUUCCUCCAGUAUAAUUUGGCUAUAAUUUAACCUUAUGAAGUUAAAACCCAAUGAGAUCUUUUUUAUGUCAACGUCGAUCAAAUCAAUGAUAACAAGAGAUAAUGUUAUUAUUAAUGGCCACGGUUGUGAUAAUAGGCAAGAUAUGUCAAAAACACUCCCAUCAGCCGGGCCACCCAUACAAUUGAUCUUCCAUUCUACCGGAGGAGGUUCUUAAAGUAGUAAGUGUAAUCGGGGCUGACGGCGUUUCGAAGGUGCGAAAUUUAAUUUGGAGAUUUGGAAGAAUUAAGUCAGCCAUAGCUAGCGGCCAGUCAGCGCUGGAGCCAUGCCUUGUUGGGGUUAAGUGCAGGCCCGAAACGUGGGAAUGGAUGCUGAUG